Mycetomoellerius zeteki is the source of this 1881-nucleotide messenger RNA. RefSeq names its product DNA ligase 1. Lineage: Eukaryota; Metazoa; Arthropoda; Insecta; Hymenoptera; Formicidae. The coding region runs from base 1 to 1881 and encodes 626 amino acids. The transcript has 5 exons. The record is from RefSeq and is a predicted model, not a curated record.
AUGCACGGUGUAACCGUAGCCUUUGGAUCACGAUAUAGGUCAGGUCGCUAUCAGUCGUACAGUGUAAACGUAGCCAGAGAUCCUCAAACGCCUGACGAAAAACGAAAACUCGUCAAGAAUAAGGACAGCCCGGAUACACCAAAAUCCAAUGAUAGGAAUUGGCAAUCAUAUAGAGGCCAGCAAAUAAAUAACCCUCGCAAAACGAGAUCGGGAUACGUCCAAAUCGCGGAAACGCAAACGAACGGACCUAAAUAUAAAGAUGCGAAAGUGUAUCAAACAAUCUCAAACAGAGAUAAUGCGUCGAAAAUUCGGAAUUCGGAGCCAGCGGGAAAAAAUCCAGUAACGCGUUAUGGAUCGAGCCGAGACGUAAGAAAGAACGCAGCUAUGCUGACAGAAACGGUUAAACCGCCGAUAAAGGCAACGCCGUAUAAAGAAAACGCGCGUGAGAAUAAUCUGCAGCGAGAAAAACAAACCGCACAUCAUAAAAGGCCGCUAAAUGGAAAAACCGAAGACGAGUUAACAGACUGGAAUGAGAUCGUCGAACUCGAUAGUAACAUGAUUAAUAAAACCGCUAAACGCGUACAAAAAUAUAAGACGCGUAAUAAUAAAAGUAAUACGGAAAAGUCAAUUCCGGAAAAAGAACCAAUGACAAAGGCACCGUACUAUAUAGAAACUAUGUCGCGUAGGAUAAGUACCGAGAGCGCGAUAGAACAUAAGAACAAGAAAGAAGACAACACGAAAGAGUCGCAACACGCGAAGAAGGGGCAAGUCACAACAAGCGCGAACAUCGGCAGUCGCAGAGCGAACAUCGAGCCAUGCACACCGCGAGACACCUCUAUCAACAUGACGUUCAACGAAAGUAACCAGUGUAAAACGGUAGCCGAACUAAUUAAUGAAGAAAACAAACUACUGGAUAUAAUCCAAAACAGAGCGAAGAAACGUAAACUAAUAGACGCACGUACAAGAAGAAUCAAUAUAUUAAAACAAUUCAUUCAAGAAAUGAGUCCGGACAAUUCAGGGGACGAAGAACAGUUAAAACAACACGAAGAAGCUGAGAAGAAAAUGAUGGAAACCAUCAACUUUUAUAACAAACAAAAGGAUAAACACAGAGGUGCAGCCUUUACGCAAGUAUUCGCAGACAAGAACCAAGACAACAUAAUAAAAUUAGCAACAACUCUAAGUAUAGAGGACAUUAAACCUCAGAGUAAUAGUUCAAAUGAACAAAUAUAUCGUGUCACGUACGAUAUCACACAAAAUUACACGUACCAAUACGUGCAAACAAUUAAUAAAGAAGAUAUAACAAAUUUAUAUCAUAAUAGCACUCAAGAUGCAUCAUUCUUAAGACCUGUAAAGAACACAACAACAACAACUAUGGAAACAGAAGUUAUCCAACAAGAAUCAUCGAAACGAGAUGAAACAUCAUCAACUAUAUCGGAAAGUCCACAGACACCGAUGCAGGCAAUAACAACACCAAUAAAACAUUUACAAGAAAAUAUUAAUAAACCAUCUACAUCAAGAUACAAAGAAAUAUACACAACAUCAGAAUCAAAUGACAUAAAUAAAGAUGAAAACUACAACCCAACACCUAAAAGGAAUAUCAAGACUACAACAAGAAAAAGAGGUAGGCCACGCAAGGUUAAACAACCAAAUCAAUACACAAAAACGAAAGCUGCACUAAAAGAGACGAUUCCGGAAAGACAAAAACCAACCAUUAUAUCGGACAUCGUACUAACAAAAAAUUUCAACGAACUAACGCCUGACGAAAAACGAAAACUCGUCAAGAAUAAGGACAGCCCGGAUACACCAAAAUCCAAUGAUGUACCGAAGGGGGAGCCAGAACAACGUCACAAUCAAGACAAGAAGAGCCCUCCAGAAAAAUAG